This is a messenger RNA of Budorcas taxicolor (takin), 2132 nucleotides long. It is a transcript of the gene COQ8B, whose product is annotated as coenzyme Q8B. Bases 65 to 1642 code for a protein of 525 amino acids. Gene Ontology annotation, biological process: ubiquinone biosynthetic process. The transcript is spliced from 15 exons. Gene Ontology annotation, cellular component: extrinsic component of mitochondrial inner membrane. The record is from RefSeq and is a predicted model, not a curated record. NCBI's taxonomy places the organism in Eukaryota, Metazoa, Chordata, Mammalia, Artiodactyla, Bovidae. Gene Ontology annotation, molecular function: kinase activity.
AGUGAGGAGACUCCCGGAAGCGCAAGAGGCCCCCGGCGCGUAGCUGACCCCGAGCCAGGGAACAAUGUGGCAGGAGGUGGGGGGCCUACUGCGUGCGACCUGUGAACAGCUGGGCCGGACUAUUGGUCUGCCUUGUGGGGCCCUGGGGCCGGGGCCCCGCUGCUGGGGGCCAUGUGGGGAUUCUUGGGCCCAAAAACUUCAUCAGGAUGGGCCUGGCAGGGGCCUGGGUGAGGAGGACAUUCGCAAGGCCCGGGAGGCCCGGAUCAGGAAGACGCCCCGGCCCCAGCUGAGUGACCGUUCUCGAGAACGCAAGGUGCCCGCCUCCCGCAUCAGCCGCUUGGCCAACUUUGGGGGACUGGCUGUGAGCUUGGGGCUGGGAGCACUGGCUGAGGUGGCCAAGAAGUCCCUGCCCAGAGGAGAUAUACAGUCAGAGGGAGGCUCCCAGCCAGGCUCCAGCCUUUUCCUGUCUGAGGCCAACGCUGAAAGGAUCGUGCAGACCUUGUGUACAGUUCGGGGGGCCGCCCUCAAGGUUGGCCAAAUGCUCAGCAUCCAGGACAACAGCUUCAUCAGCCCCCAGCUGCAGCGCAUCUUCGAGCGGGUCCGCCAGAGCGCCGACUUCAUGCCACGCUGGCAGAUGCUGAGAGUUCUCGAAGAGGAGCUCGGCAGGGACUGGCAGGCCAAGGUGGCCUCUCUGGAGGAGGUGCCCUUUGCAGCUGCCUCCAUUGGGCAGGUGCACCAGGGCGUGCUGAGGGACGGCACAGAGGUGGCCGUGAAGAUCCAGUACCCAGGCGUUGCCCAGAGCAUCCAGAGCGACGUCCAAAACCUGCUGGCGGUACUCAAGAUGAGCGUGGCCCUGCCGGAGGGCCUGUUUGCUGAGCAGAGCCUGCAGGCCUUGCAGCGGGAGCUAGCGUGGGAGUGUGACUAUCGUCGUGAGGCGGCCUGUGCCCAGAACUUCAGGCAGCUGUUGGCAGAUGACCCCUUCUUUCGGGUGCCGGCGGUGAUUCAGGAGCUGUGCACGACGCGGGUGCUAGGCAUGGAGCUGGCUGGAGGGGUCCCCCUGGACCAGUGCCAGGGCUUGAGCCAGGACAUCCGGAACCAGAUCUGCUUCCAGCUCCUGAGGCUUUGUCUUCGGGAGCUGUUUGAGUUCCGAUUCAUGCAGACGGACCCCAACUGGGCCAACUUCCUGUAUGAUGCUUCCAGCCACCAGGUGACCUUGCUGGACUUCGGGGCAAGCCGGGAAUUUGGGACCGAAUUCACAGACCAUUACAUUGAGGUGGUGAUGGCUGCAGCCAAUGGAGAUAAAGAUCGGGUCCUGCAGAAAUCGAGAGACCUCAAAUUUCUCACAGGCUUUGAGACCAAGGCAUUCUCGGAUGCCCACGUGGAGGCCGUGAUGAUCCUGGGGGAGCCCUUUGCCACCCAGGGCCCCUACGACUUUGGGGCGGGUGACACUGCCCGCCGCGUGCAGGGCCUCAUCCCUGUGCUGCUGCGGCACCGGCUUCACCCACCACCCGAGGAGACCUAUGCUCUGCACCGAAAGCUUGCCGGGGCUUUCCUGGCCUGUGCCCGCCUCCGUGCCCACAUCGCCUGCCGGGACCUCUUCCAGGACACCUACCACCGCUACUGGGCCAGUCGCCAGGCAUAGCCACAGCCCAUAGCCUCCUAACCAGAGGACCCAUCAGAGAGACUCCAUCUCAGGACUCCAGCCCCAUCGCAGGCCAUCCCCUGCUAUGAGGCCUCUUUUUCUGCCCUGCUCUACGCCUGGGGGCCCACUUUGGGCUUGGGACUAGGACACUCCCAGCUUCAUACGCCCAUGUCCUGCCCUCCCCACUCCAAAGGGAGCAUCCGGGAAUUCUACCCUGGUAUUAAUUUAUUUCUGGAAACAUUUGAGAGUCUUAGACCCCUCUGCACUGCCAUCACGGAGAUGCAGAGGCAGCUAGAGGGGGAGCCCCUCACCUCUGCCUCAGGUCCCCCACAGAUGUCCGUGAAAGAGGAGGGGGUGGUGGAUGGUGGAGGCAGUCCUCACCUUUGCCUUGCUCACCCCUGCACCAGCUGCCUUCUCCCUGGUGGCAUCCUCUCUGUGUGUUUGGGGAGGGCAUGGUGGGGGGUGAAACUUCAGACCUAAUAAAAGUGAC